CUCCAUAAGAAUCAUCCGAGAUACAAAAGAAAAAGAACAAAACAUUCACAAUCUUGAAGUAAUUACAAUGGCGUCAGAGCAAGCAAGAAGAGAGAACGUGGUGAAGGAGAGGGAAGUUAAAGUGGAGAAAGACAGAGUCCCGAAGAUGACGAGUCAUUUCGAGUCAAUGGCCGAGAAAGGCAAAGACUCCGACACACAGAAGCAGCAGCAGCAGGAGACAACAACACACUUUGUGUCGCUCUCGGACAAAGGAAGAAACGAAGGAGAGGGCGAGACCAAGAUGAAGAGGACUCAGAUGCCUCAAACCGUUGGGAAGUUCGUUGUGCAUAGUGGUGAGAAAGAAGGGACGGGGAAGAAGGAGGAGCAAGAGAGGGCGUCGUCACUAGAGGAUGUUCAAGGGUUUAGAGCUAAUGCUCAGCAGAAGUCGAUGGAUACGGUAAGAGCAGCAGAGGAGAGGUACAACAAGGCUAAGGAGAGUUUGAGCCAUGGUGGACAAGGAGGACAAGUAGUGGAGGGAAGAGGUCGGGAGAGUGGUGUCCAUGUUACUCACUUUGGGACAGAGAAAGGAGGAAACUUGCAAGGCACGGCAAGUGAGAAGACUCAAAGAGCUUCUGAUUACGCUAGGGAGAAGGCAAGGGAAGCUGGACACGUGGGGGCUCUGAAAGGGCAAGAGGCUAAAGAACAAGCUGCAAGAGCUAAAAACACUGCGGCUGAGAAAGCACAAAGAGCUUCUCAGUAUGCAACUGAGAAAGCAAAAGAAACAGCAAACAUGACAGCUGAACAGGCUGCAAGAGCUAAAGACACGGCGGCAGAGAAGGCUAAGUAUGCAGCUGAGAAAGGAAGAGAAACGGGCAACACAGCGGCUGAACAAGCUGCAAGAGCCAAAGACAUAGCUCUACAGAAAGCUGUUGAAGCCAAGGACAUUGCGGCCGAGAAAGCUCAGAGAGCUUCUCAGUAUGUGUCUGAGACGGGAAGCACAGCAGCUGAAAAGGCUGCAAGAGCAAAAGACUUUGCUCUUCAGAAAGCUAUUGAAGCUAAGGACGUUGCGGCUGAGAAAGCUCAGAGAGCUUCUCAGUAUGUAACCGAGAAAGGGAAGGACACUGGGAACGUUGCUGCUCAGAAAGGACAAGAAGCCAAAGAACAGACGGUUUCAGUGACGACAAAAGCCAAAGACUAUACAGUUCAGAAGGCUGGUGAAGCGGUGGAAAUGAGUAAAGAAGCGGCAGAGUAUGCAAAGGAGACGGCGGUGGAAGGAGGCAAAGGAGCUGCACAUUACGCUGGAGUGGCGGCUGAGAAAGCGGCUGCGGUUGGGUGGACUGCAGCGUAUUUCACAACGGAGAAAGUGGUGCAAGGGACCAAAGCGGUUGCGGGUACUGUGGAACAGGCGGUUGGUUACACAGGUCAUAAGGCGGCAGAGGUGGGUUCCAAGGCGGUGGACUUGACUAAGGAGAAAGCUGCAGUAGCUGCUGAUACUGUGGUUGGGUACACAGCUAGGAAGAAAGAGGAAGCUCAACACAAAAACCAACAACAGCACCAGGGAGGUGAGGAAGAGAAGGGACCAGGUUAUGUCACGGAACCAAGGAGAGGGUUUGAGGAGGAGUACAGAGGGAGUACCGAGGAAGAUGUCUUUGGGUAUGGAACAAAAGGGAUCUCCGGAGAAGGGAGGAGAGACACCAGGGAGGAGUACGGAAGAGGAAGGGAGAGUGAGGAAGAUGUGUUCGGAUAUGGAACACAAGGAGGAGUCACCAGAGAUGUUGGAGAGGAGGAGCUAUACGAAGGAGGAGGGAGGAGAAACGAGAGAUAUGUUGAAGAGGGAGGAGUGCUUGGGGCUAUUGGCGAGACUAUAGCUGAAAUUGCAAAGAACACUAAGAACAUAGUUAUUGGUGAUACUCCUCCUGAGAGGACACAUGAGGGUGGAACUACUGGUUAUAUGGGACAGGAACAUGGACGUCGUUGAUAAGUAAAAAGGGAAACAUGUUCUGUUUUGUGUUUUUGCUUCUGUCUAAAAAGGGUUUUUGUAUGUAAAUAAACAAGAAGCUCUGUUUCUGUUAAAAAACCCUUCAAAGUAUGUAAUGGUUUGGUGAACCAAUCUCAUCUCUACUAAUC
Molecule: messenger RNA, 2106 nt
Organism: Raphanus sativus (radish)
Lineage: Eukaryota; Viridiplantae; Streptophyta; Magnoliopsida; Brassicales; Brassicaceae
Product: seed biotin-containing protein SBP65
Exons: 2
Coding region: 68-1957 (629 amino acids)
Source: RefSeq, a predicted model, not a curated record